GAGCCGCCGCAGUGAGGCCGCGCGGGCGAGGCGGCGGCGGCCGUUGCCAUGGCAGCGCUGCCCCGGGCCGGGGCCUGAGCGGAGGGGCGGGGGCGCCCCGGGCCGGGCCCGGCAGGGGCGGGGAGGGGGUUAAAGCGGGCGGGCGGCGCCGCGGGGGUCGCCGCCGGGGGCAGCCCGCAGGCGGGUGUGAGGAUGAGCCACGGCGGGGGCCGAGGGCCGUGCUCCGAGCGCGCAGGGAGGCUGCGGAGGUGAAGCCUCUGCUCCCUCGCCGGGCGGGAUGGAGACUCUUGGCGCUGCAGAGGACGUGUUUUAUGAGGAGGAGGAGGAGGUGAACUGCUACGACUUUGAGCCUCUGCCGACGCUGCUGGAGGAUGAGGAGAAUGUGUCCCUUGCUGAUAUUUUGUCGCUGCGGGAUAGCUGUCUUACUGAGCAGGAUAUUUGGGCAAUUUGCCUGGAGUGUUGCCAUUCUUUGAAGAGCAUUGCCCAUUCUGCAAUCUUCCAGACACUCUGCAUCACUCCUGACACUUUGGCUUUUAACACCAAUGGCAAUGUAUGCUUCAUGGAACAGCUCAGUGAUGAUCCAGAAGGUGCCUUUGUUCCACCAGAAUUUGAUAUCACCGGUAACACUUUUGAGGCACACAUCUAUUCUUUGGGUGCAACACUGAAAGCAGCAAUAGAAUAUAUUCUAGAACCUGAGACAGAAUCAGAAUUUGGACAAGAUCUGCACACUCUACUGGAGCAAAUGCAAGAAGAGAAUCCUGAAAAUAGGCCGGAUAUUGAGAGCAUUUUGUCAUUAUGUGAAGAAAAAAUGAAGAUUGCUUCAUCAAGUAAUAUUUGUCGAAGCUUGUCUGCUGUUGGAAGAAGAGUUCUUUCAAUUGAAUCAUUUGGUGCUCCUCAAGAUGUCUGUGAUAACAUGUGGAAGGGAAGAAUGUGUCAGAGGAGUUUGGGAUCUAAAUUAUAUUCAAAUGAGAAAAACAACAUUGCAGGUGAUUCGUCUGCAGUGGAAGAGGUGACGACUGCCUGUCAUAACAACUCUUCUGUAGUUACCAUGGUGACUGGCAGAGAAAGUGGUUUAAAGGAAAUGCAAAUUGAUCUGAAUAAUGAGAAAACUCAACAUUCACAACUUGCAACUCAAACUGAAAAGAGCAAAGAAGAGGACAAACACACAGUGUAUACUGACAGUUUUGCUAGUGUUGCUUUGGAUAUAAAAUCAUGUGUUAUUGACCUGGAGAGAGAUUGCCUUUUUAAGAAAGGUUCUUUGAGAAAAAUGAAAACCUUUCCAAAGCUAUCCCUUGAACUUGCAGAUACAAAUAACUUUUUUACUUCUGUAACCAACAGUGGACCACUAGAUAGGAAAAAUCACUUUAUAACACAAGAGUCACUACCUCUAGACAAUAAUAAUGAGGUUGCUUUUUCAAAGGGGAAUCUCAAUUCGUUUGCUGUCAGUAGUCCACCAGAAAUAGAAUCAAAGAAUCACCAAGUUGAUGAUCAUCAUUUAGAAGCACCAUGUGUAUGCACACAAGUGUCUGGCUUGAAUCUAGAAGAACAUGUGCCACUUAUCAAUGGGAAAAAGAUAGGUUUUUCUUCAUUUGAUCACAAAGAAGACUCUUCUGGUGCUACCUCUGAAGUGCUAAAACCAGCUGAUAUGCUGAAAGGCCCAAAUCAGUCAAUUACUGGAGCAAAAAUGCUAGACAACUACAUGGUGUUGGAAGACUGUUCUGAAACUUUUCAAGGGUCAAAUGAAAAUUAUGUACCACAUUUUAACAAGAUGGAUUCAGUAUUAACAACAAAACCCAGUGGGAACAGACAUGGAUCAAACCUAAUUAGGCCACCAGAAUUAAGCAACGGUGUAAUGAGUGCAAACAAUAAUGAAGAUAAUCUUUGUGGAGGCAGAGGUUCAGAAAUCAAAAGUAAUGAGCAGUGGAUCUCUCUAAAACUCCUGUUGUCCUGGUAUGGUAGGCCUCUGAAAGACUAUGAACUCUGGGCAUUAUGUCAUGAGUGUUUAUGUACUCUGCAGACUUGCAUAGAUUAUCCAGUGGUCUUAUGUUUGGACUCUGUGCUGAUUGACUGCCAUGGAAGGAUCCUCUUUGCUGCUCCAACAGCUAAAGAAUCUUGUGAUGUAUUUUAUUUAGCUCCUGAAAUUGAAGAAGAGGAUGUGGAUACUGAGAAGGUCUGUGUUUAUGGUGUUGCUGCAGUUCUGUGGAUGGCAGCAAAAUACAGUGUUCCACUGAGUCAUAAAGUAGUAUUGCCAAGAAAAUUUAAAAAACUACUUCUGGAUAUGGCAAGAAAAAACCCUGAAGAAAGACCUUCUCUAACUGCUGCAAUUAAGACAUGCAAUCAUUAUUUACUUGAACAAGGUAUAAACAGCAAAAAUAUUUUGACAUUAUUGGGUAAACCCAUCUUUAAGGCUGUUGGGGAAGAAGUCUUGUCUGAAGAUCGUGUCUCUUUUGAAUUUAAAAAUGAGAAAUAUGAAAUGGACCCUUCAGAGUCAAGUCUGGGAUUUGUGCCUUUUACCAGUGAAAGUAAACUUGUAGCAGUUAAAGGACCAGUACCAUGCCAGAUUUCACUAAAUUGUGAGAAAGCAACAUUACCUGUUGCAUUCACCUCUCCUGCAACUCAUUUUAAGCCUAUUAUUUUGCAACAAGAUGCAAAUAUAACAAAAGAGGUUCAAACACCAGUUUCUGACCAAUUCAAGAAAGAGACAAGGAAAGAAAAACAUAUGAACAACAACAAAUCAGGGUAUAUAGAAGACUUCAAAAGCUGUGGUAUUGAGGAUACAGGUGUUAUUGAAACUGUUCCUGAAACACCCGAGUGUCAUUUACAAGUUCCAAGCCACUCAUUCCAGAUGUCUUCAGAAGAGCAAAACUCAGGCAGUAUGUUUGCUUCUACAGUUACGUUACCGUCACCACCUGAUUCCUCACAUGCUCUACAAGAGAAGAGCAUUUUGUCUGAAGAUCCCUCCAGCUCUUUAGCUUGUCCUACAUCUUCUAAUUUUCUUCAUAUAAAUAACAUCAUUCUCAAACAGAACUCAGAGAAAAGAGUUCUGACAUUUGUACCAGUACAUUUGGCUGUAUCAGAGCAAAUACCAAAUAAGCCUCUUCGCUCAAGAAUUGCUUAUGAUUGCUAUCACAGUUUGCCAGUGCUACUUUCAAGUACUAUUGCAAGUUGUAAAAUGAGCAUGCAAGCAGAAAAUGAUGCCUCCCUUUGCAAUGUGCAAAGUCAUGAGACUACUAAUACAGAGAACCAGUUUGAUAAAAGAAGCCCAGUUAUUCAAACUGACUGCCAAGAAACUGAGUGUGCUACCAGCAUAGACAGUUUUUUCACUGAAGAAGAACACACACCAUCUACUUCAGUGAGUAGAGACAGUUACAGUUUCUUCAGUGAUGAAGUCCUGCCCCAUCAGAACACAAGUGACACUUCACUACAGGAAGUGAUUCAUCUUAUACAAGAGGAGUUUGCAUUUGAUGGUUAUUUAGAGAGUGGAGCUGAAGUUUUUGAUAUGGGCAACUUCAUUUUAAACUUAAAGGGAAUUAAGUUUGGUAUGUUCUCCGAUAGAAUUUGUGAGAAGUUUUGUGACCUCUACUGGGAUGAAAAGUUACUGGAGAAUCUCUAUCAGGUAGUAAAUGGAGGAAGAUCUUCACAUUUAUGCAUAACUGAGGCAGAUGAAGCAAAAUGCAACAAUAUAUUCCAAGACGUGAAGAAAUCUGAAAGCUUUUUGGCAAGCAGUGAUCAGACAGAGGGAAAAGGAGAAGCAGACUUUAAUGUGAAGGCUGAGCCUGUUAUAAAAACAUCAUUAGUUGAAAUGGAUUUUGAUGUGUCACCUUUGGAUAAUACCAAAAGAGAAUUGACUCUGCAGGGUACAAUCCCUAUAGCAAAAGAGCAACAAUAUUUGCAAAGCAACAGCUGUGGUCCAGGCUUUGCAGAAGAAAAUACAAGUUCAGAGGAACAGGCCAUGAUAAAGACAGCUGGAAGCAGCUACCUGGCAUCUCCCAAUCUACCUGACUUUUGUGGCUGUAGUCCUGGUUGGAGCAGUGCAUUUUAUGGAGCUGAAUGUUUUGAUUCAGAAGUUCAUAGUUACUUGAAAAACCUUGGAAAGCAGAAAUCAAGUGAGUCUCAAAAUAUAGAUGCUAAAAAAGUGGAACUAGAACAAUUGCUAAUGAUGGAGACAAAAAAUUACAGAAAGACCAUAAAGUUUUACCAGAAACUAUUGCAGAAAGAAAGAAGAAGCAAAGGUCCUGAAACUAAAUCUAUGUUGCCCAAACUGAGAGGACAGCUACAAGAGAUGAAAUCAAAAGUGCAGUUUCUUGAACUGGUAAAGAAAUAUGUGCAGAUGAUGUAUGCAGAGCAGUGGGGUGUGGAAUCCUAUGUGCUGCCUACAGUCAUUCACAAUGGGAAAGGUGACACCAUGGACAUGGCACCUGUGGAUGAAUCAUCACUGCUGCUUUACUAUAACACAGAGAAACAGCAGUGUAACAAUCAAAAUGGAGUGAGAGUUCUGCAGGCCGGUACACCACUUGGUUUAAUGGCUUAUUUAUAUUCUAGAAAUGCCUUUUUAGAAGGUUAUGUACAGCAGUUUCUUUACACUUUUCGCUAUUUCUGCACACAAGAAGAAUUUUUGCAGUUUCUUCUUGAUAGAAUCAGCAGCACUUUAUCCAGUGCAAACCUGGAUCCUUCCACGUCGCUUACCAAAAUAUGUAACCGCAGUUUCUGCAUCCUGCAGGCAUGGAUUGAAGACUGUUACAGUGUAGACUUUGCAACAAAUACUGAUCUUCUGGGUACCCUAAAAGAAUUUAUUUCUUCCAAGGUUGCCUCAUUAAAUGGCUACGGGGAGCGCUUGUUGUCACUGCUGGAGGACGCCUCUGCCAGGAAAAGUGGCAGUGCUGAUCUGUGCUCUGGUGUGGGCAAAUGCAAAGAGGAGAGUGAGGAAGGCAGAAAAACAUUACAUUCCCUAUGUAAAAAGCUCUCAGAAGAUGUUUCCAGAAAGAACUUCUACUGGAAGCUAUCCAAAGGUAUGGGACCAAUUUCCCAGUACCAGAGAGAGCGACUGCAUGCAGGUUCAGCAGUUUUGCCAAAGCCCUGCUGCAGCGGUUUCACAGAGGAAUCCUCAGUCUCCUUAGCUAGAGCAGAUGAGGUGGGACCAGUUCUCUUGACUGAGUGCAGUGCCCAGGAGCUUGGUUGGCAGCUGACACUACUGCAACAGGAAGUAUUUAAUAAAUGUCAUCCAGUACACUUCCUAAAUUCCAGAGCACUUGGUGUCAAAGACAAAUGUGUUGCUGUGCCAAAGGCAGUUUCUCCUGAGACAGUUUCCCUUAAAGUCUGUAAUCUUUUUCUGUCAAAGUGCAUGCAAGACCAAUACCUUCUGCAAUUAUUGAAAAAUGCGGACAGUAUCAGCACUUGGGUUGCUGCUGAAAUUGUAACAUGUCACACAACUAAGCGGCAGGUGAGCUUGUUAUCAAAAUUUCUUCUUAUAGCAAAAUGCUGCUAUGAACAAAGAAAUUUUGCUACUGCAAUGCAAAUCCUAGCAGGCUUGGAAAACCUUAUUGUACGACAGUUGCCAGCCUGGAAAAUUCUACCUGCAAAAGUAGCUGAGAUAAUGGAGGAGCUCAAGGCUGUUGAGGUGUUUUUAAAAAGUGACAGCUUAUGUCUGAUGGAAGGAGACAGAUUCAAAACUCUUCCAACAAUUCCAUCAGCCCAUGUUUUGGCUAUGCAUGUCCAACAACUUGAAACUGGAGGAUUCACAAUGACAAAUGGAGCUCACAAGUGGACUAAACUUAGAAAUAUUGCAAAAGUUGUGAGCCAAGUUCAUGCCUUUCAAGAGAAUCCUUAUACAUAUGCACCAGAUUUCAAGCUGCAGUCUUACCUCAGACAAAGAAUAACUCGUUUUAAAGAUGCAGACAUUUCUGCCUUGGCAGCUGACAACUGUGCCAACUUCCAUCAGAUACCAGCAGAAAAACAUUCUCGAAAAAUUCAGGAUACACUGCGCAGGAUGAAAGCAACAUUUCAGUAAUUAUUUAUGUUUCAUCUGUUCUGUUCUGGGUCUAGACUGUAAAACUGGAUUAAGUUGACUUCACCUACUGGACCUACUUCCAAGAAAAUACUUAAGUGAAGCAACAUAAGAUACUUUCUCAAGUUGAAAUUAUUAUAUUUCAUAACAUGGAAUUAUAAAAUGCUGACUAAUGAAAUUUGAAUCACUGGCAACUGAAUGGCAGAUUAAAAGAAUAAAAAGAGAGAUAAAAUUAAAGAGAGUAUAGAUGAAAAGGCUUAUUAAUUUUGUUACUCUUCUUUAGCAUAAAUAAUUAAUUAGCCUGAAAACCAAUAUCUGAAAAAUACUGUGGAAAAACAUUAAAAUUCUACCUUCUGUUGCCAAGUUGGCCUAGGAGAGUUCAAAGCAUAAUUCAUUAAAUGUUGAAUCUAUUUUUAUAUAAACCCAGUACACUAAUAUCCUGUCACAUUGUGCAUAUAAUUCAGAAACACAGAUCCUCUGCUAUUCAUUAAUUGUUGGUGUGUCUUGCUUUUAUGUUGUGUAUUAUGAAAACUGCAACUGACAUAAGUAACUGGCUGUCUAUUUCUCCUACCAAGGAAGGAGAGAAAUGCUAUUGUUCAACUUUUUUUUUUUUUUGUUUGAUUUUAAAAUCAUCAGACUAACCUGUUUCCAAAUGAAAGUAAGAUCUGAAUGUAAGUAUUACCAAUGUUUUGCUCUGCUUCUGCACUCCUGGCAUUGUGAAGACAGUAAAUGUGAAAUUGCUCUUUUCCAUCUGUAUUUGGCACAAGAGUCAUUUUGCCAGUUUCUGUCUGUCUGCACAUUUGAGUAUGGCUUUUGCUUCUGAGAUUGUUUUUGUAGAUCACAGUGCUCCAGUAGCAUCCAAUAGAAGAUAACCAUGUGAAAUUUGGAUCUGCAACUUGUAAAACUGUGGUGCUAACCUAUUCAUAGAGCUUAUGACCUUCUAAAUGGCCAUGAAAUGUGUUGCUAUCGCUAGAAAAUUUGUUGAGCUACCCAGGUUUAUGGAGGGCCAGAAUGUUAAGGCUAAAAAUUAGUUUAAAAUACAAGUAUUUCUACCAGAGGGAGCAAUGGUAGUGUUGAAUGAGAAGUAGGGACGGGUAAGAAACACUUAAAUACUGUUCUGAAACUGAUUUGCUUAGAACUGUGUUAAAAAAACUAAAAAGAAAAUGUUUUGAGAGACAGGCAGAUGUGAAGUAUCUCAUCGAAUGUUAGUGAUGGAGAAGGAUAAUGAUGCAAGAAAUGGGAGUGGGUACAUGUCUGGUAUUUUGCAGUUGUACUGUUGUGUUUGACAGAAAUGCAUGUGCACAUGCUAAACUGUAGCUUUCUCAAUGUAUAAGAGGAGGGCUUCUCCUUUUCUUUGUCAGUAACAGCAAUAUUGCAUCUCAACCCUCUCUCAUCUUCCUCAGUAAAAACAUGGUGUAUCCAUAUGUUCCUUUAAAUACUCAGUUACUUUUUCUUACUAAUACAGUACUACUAACUUUUGGCUCUUAUUGGUUUAAACAUUGAAGAACUCAGUCCUCAACAGGGUUUUCUUGCUUUUGUCCUACUUUUAAUAUGAUUUAUUUUAUUUACCAUAUGUAGGUUUAACAUGUCAUUAAUUAUGUAUUCUAACUUACCCUUAGGGAAGUAAAUUGUGUUGCUAUUUCUCUAAAAAUUGUCAAAUGUGAAAACAUUUAAUAUUUACCUCCUAUCUUUAUGAUUUAAGAAUGUUAAUAAUAACUUCAGACAUACAUUUCACAUAUUUUAUCUGUAUACAUUUGUUUUAAAUAAUUGAUUUUGUUAGUAGUUAUUUGGGGUUUGUUCAAUUAAAAAUUAUCAUUUGCUUAAACCUACACCUUGCCUUUGAACAACAGUAAAAUUUUAAGUAGCAUAAGUUUUACUAAAAUACUCCACAAGACUUGCUAAUCACAUGACCUUAAUAAAUUCAUUUUAUACAGUUA
Messenger RNA from Passer domesticus (house sparrow), 7941 nucleotides. It is a transcript of the gene KNDC1, whose product is annotated as kinase non-catalytic C-lobe domain containing 1. The record is from RefSeq and is a predicted model, not a curated record. Gene Ontology annotation, cellular component: neuronal cell body; dendrite; guanyl-nucleotide exchange factor complex. Gene Ontology annotation, biological process: regulation of dendrite morphogenesis; small GTPase-mediated signal transduction. Gene Ontology annotation, molecular function: guanyl-nucleotide exchange factor activity. The transcript is spliced from 30 exons. Bases 278 to 6007 code for a protein of 1909 amino acids. Lineage: Eukaryota; Metazoa; Chordata; Aves; Passeriformes; Passeridae.